Molecule: messenger RNA, 4263 nt
Organism: Monopterus albus (swamp eel)
Lineage: Eukaryota; Metazoa; Chordata; Actinopteri; Synbranchiformes; Synbranchidae
Gene: aifm3
Product: AIF family member 3
Exons: 20
Coding region: 387-2159 (590 amino acids)
Biological process (GO): execution phase of apoptosis
Cellular component (GO): mitochondrion; cytoplasm
Molecular function (GO): 2 iron, 2 sulfur cluster binding; oxidoreductase activity, acting on NAD(P)H
Source: RefSeq, a predicted model, not a curated record
CAGAGCCUCUGCUGCAUCAAGAGGCUGAGGAGGAGAGCGGAGGAGGGUACAGAGGGACGCACAGACUGGGAAUACUCCAGUGGAGAGAGCCAAUCCCGGAGAGGGACAGGAUUAUUAGGGGACUUGCGCUAAUAUGCCACCAUGCUCCAUGGGGGAAGCUGAGCCACUGGGAGUUUGACAGGAUCUCGAUGCACCUGCUCCAUGCACUCUGAUUAUGUGGAGGAGCUGACUUGGGCGAUGGCCAGCUCGGACCUGCAGGUUCUCAUACGCACAGAUCCGUGUUCCCGUUACCUCUCGACCAAGCAGCCCAGCCCAGGGAUCUGACCGCGCCUUCCCUCCCUUUCCCCCCUCCCUCUCCCUGGGUGUCCCUCAAUCCCGGGCCCGCCAUGGGAGGAUGCUUCUCCAAACCCAAACCAGUUGAAGUUAAAGUGGAACUCUCUCUCCUGGAGAAAGAAAAAGAGGUGGAUGGCCUGUCACCUAAUGGAAAAGCGAGUCCCUUAGCUGACUGCAGGCUCAAUGGGGCCCUGGGACAUGGGUCUGAUGAUGACGCCACCCCACUCCCCCUCUACCACAAAUCCCGGGACUAUGUGGAGGCCUCUGUCUGUCAUGUUAAAGAUAUGGAAAAUGGACAGAUGCGAGAGGUUGACUUGGGAAGUGGCAGAGCUUUGUUGAUCAAAGAACAUGGGGAGUUCUCAGCCAUGGCUCACAAGUGUCCACACUACGGAGCCCCCCUGGUCAAAGGUGUACUGUCAAAAGGACACGUGCGAUGCCCCUGGCAUGGCGCGUGCUUCAAUAUUGCAACAGGAGACCUAGAAGACUUCCCUGGUCUGGACAGCCUGCCUACCUUUCAGGUCAGAGUUGAAAAGGACAAAGUGAUUAUUCGUGCAAACAAGCAGGCUCUUCAGUCACAGAAACGGUCAAAGCCCAUGGCUCGAUGUUCAGCAGUCAUUAACUCCAGCAUGGGGUUCAGCCAUGUUCUCAUCAUUGGCUCAGGUCCAGCAGGUCUGGUGUGUGCGGAAACACUGAGGCAAGAGGGCUUCACUGAUCGCAUUGUCAUGUGCACCAUGGACAGACAUCCUCCAUAUGAGAGGCCUAAACUGAGUAAGUCCCUAGACAGCACAGCAGAGCAGCUGAGACUGCGCUCCAUGGACUUCCUGCAGGACUAUAACAUUGAACUGCUCACAGAGAAAGAGGCUGUGGCGAUAGAUGUGAAAACACGAUCUGUGACCUUUGAAGAUGGCUUGAGGAUGGAAUACAGGAAACUCUUUAUCGCUACAGGAAGCAAACCCAAACCAAUGAACUACAAAGGCAAAGAUGUCAAGAACGUGUUUCACCUCAGGACGCCCGAGGAUGCUAACAGUAUAGCAAGACUGGCCAACAACAAGAACGCUGUGAUUGUGGGAACAUCGUUUGUUGGUAUGGAGGUGGCUGCAGCUCUAACUGACAAGGCCCACUCUGUCUCUGUCAUACAUGCUCACUGUGUCUGGUGUGUUUUGUCUUUGCAGUUGUUGGAGGCUAACAGGGUCAAGUUCUACAUGCUGAAUGAGGUGUCGGAGAUGAUUGGCCAUCAUGGACAGCUGAAAGAGGUGGUGCUGAAGAGUGGAAAAGUCCUCCGAGCAGAUGUGUGUGUUAUCGGAGCAGGAAGUGUUCCUGCAACAGACUUCGUAAAACAGAGCGGCAUCCACAUGGACUCCAAGGGCUUCAUCACUGUCAACAAGAUGAUGCAGACAAAUGUUGAUGGGGUCUUCGCUGGAGGUGAUGUGGUAAUGUUUCCAUUCCCGCCACGCAACAACAAGAAGGUGAACAUCCCUCACUGGCAAAUGGCUCAUGUACACGGAAGGGUGGCAGCUCUCAGCAUGAUGGGUAGAGCCACCGAGAUCAAAACUGUGCCUUACUUCUGGUCGGCCAUGUUUGGGAAGACCAUACGCUAUGCAGGUUAUGGUGAUGGAUUUGAUGAUGUCAUUAUACAAGGAGAUCUGGAUGAACUGAGAUUUGUAGCGUUUUAUACCAGGAGUGAGGAGGUGGUUGCUGUUGCCAGCAUGAACUAUGAUCCCAUUGUAUCCCGAGUGGCAGAGGUCUUAGGGUCUGGAAAGAUGAUUAAGAAACGAGAUGUGGAAACUGGAGACAUUUCUUGGUUGAUCGACAAAGGCUCUCAAUGACUUCACAUCUUAAGGUCCCAAAGGACAGACUCAAAGUCCACUGGACACCUCAAUGUGGACACUUAUGGUGCUGAGACACUGAGCAGCUAUCUUGGUCUGGACACGCACACACACACAUACACUGGGGACAAGACUGUGUCUGUUGGAGACGCACUUCCUUGAGGACGGCACUGAAACUUGCUUUUGUUCUUUAAAGACACUUUAAGGCAACACAUGGUGCAGUGAAUCACUGUGUUGGCACGUUUCUUAUGAUCAUAUUUCACAACAAAGCAAUACUGGAUUCAGCCUUUGUGCUGCUGCAAGAUUUAUCUACGUGUACACAUUGUUUAUAAGAAGCCAGGGACAGGCACUGGUAUCUUUGUACAAAUAACAUUGUAAAUAACUAUAAUCUUGGAUGUACUGUAACAAAAUAAGAACAUAAUAUCUGAACUGAAAUUUUGAAGUUUUAAACUAAAGAUCUGGUUUUGUGCUCGCAAACAGACCUUAGAUCUGCAUGGUAUAACUUACUGUAACAGGAGUUGUAAGAAGCCCCCAAAACAGAGAUACUCCACUGUAGAUACAUUAGCAAACAAAGCUUAAAUCUGCAACAAGACAAACUGCAUAAUCACUUCAGGAGAACCCAGGGUGCAGCCAAUUCAUUAACACACACACACACACGCAGCUUUAAUUUGUGGUCAUGUUUAGGAUUACAACAUACCUCUUCUUAUUGGUUGCCUUGCUAGAUCGCACAAAUGAAAUUCAAAUUAUACUUUGAUUACACACUAGUGCUUGCACAAUAGAUUUAUGUAUUUUUUUAACAAAUAGAUAUUACCCCUUUAGACAAAUCCAAUAGCAGCUUAAGGCUAUUUUUGAUAGCUGUCACCUCCACAGGGACAUUUGUUACUAACUCAGGGAACUGAGAUUUGUGACCUGGGCAUACUGGAGUUACUGGUCCUUAUGCAGGCAAAAAUGAAUUUGUUGCUUUAAUAUUUUUCCCAGUUAUUGUAAUUUCUCUCAUUUUCAUCAGAAAUGCUUGCAGUGUACCACAGGGUGCAAAGCAGAUGCUUGAUUACAUCCUGGUGGGUGGAUGAUCCCAAAAUACUUGAGCCCUGACACAUAAGUUGACAGAGUGUUUUAAAAAUACAGAUCUUCAUACAGAGAAGCCCACGAGGGCAUUUUUAUAACUAAAACUCUAAAAUAAAAGUCUUCCAACAAUAACCACUCACUGCUUUAUAAAAUCAUUAGUUCUAAAAAAAUGCUUCAUUUGUUUUUGUGUGUGCUUUUUUUUUUACUUUAUUAACCAGGAACACAGUAAACACUCAGAGUAAAAGUAAAUAAAAAAUGUUUAAUUAUUUUCAAGGAAGUGACUGAGCACAGUUUGCAAGGUUGACUAUGAAUUGGGUUAACUAAAAAGUCAGCUGAGUUUCAUACAAUAAGUUUUUAGAAGAAUUACACAGAAUAGAUCAAUUCUCACUCAAAUUUCACUAUUAAUAAAUGAAAUAUUUCAUAAAACAUGAUGGGAAUAACUUGAAGGCAUGUAACUCAUACAGUACAAAUUGACAGUGUUCACAAUAGUAUUGCAAACAGCCCAGAGAGGUUCUUCUACAUUACUUUGGGUAAAAAGUAGACCAAUCUAACAUUGCUCUCCUUAUAGGGAUUCGGAGACCUCAGCUCAGGGUCUCUGCCUGUUGAUACCACUUAACAAUCAAGUGCUCUUUUCCCAGUUUGACAUAGGUCUACCCCACUGUAGCACUGGGAUCAUUUUAUGUAAUAUAAGAUGAGACCAGUGACAACAGUGGUGCUAAAAGUCGGUGGCCCAACAUGACUGUAUCAGUGCAUCUCUAAUAAAAAAAAAAAGCACCUGACAAGAUUCAUAACAAGACUAAUAAAUAUAUCUACAAACACUGCAGUGAAGGCACUGCAUGGUGUUACAGCCAUAAAACACAGUAAAUGGAUCUACAGACAAGAGGAGUUUAGCAUCAUUAAUACAUCUACGAGAGUGACACGGUUCAUUGUUCAUUAGCUUUAGGAGUCUGUUAUCUUCAAGAGCCUGGAUUAUAGUUAUACUAUUACAUGAUAUAAUGCCCAAGUGUUGUCACACGUUGGUUAUUGCUAAUGGUCAGAA